Messenger RNA from Elaeis guineensis (African oil palm), 1469 nucleotides. RefSeq names its product probable galacturonosyltransferase-like 1. Gene Ontology annotation, molecular function: glycosyltransferase activity. The record is from RefSeq and is a predicted model, not a curated record. Gene Ontology annotation, cellular component: Golgi apparatus. Lineage: Eukaryota; Viridiplantae; Streptophyta; Magnoliopsida; Arecales; Arecaceae.
UGCUUACUCUUUUCUCUCAAGUUCCACAUCGUGGCCGACGCUUGCUCGAUCUCCUUCGUCGGACCAAUGCCUCGAUCCGGUCACCUCCUCUUCGGCUUCUCCCUCCUCCUUCUGUACUCCGCCGCUGCCGCCACCGCCGCAGCAGCAGCAGGAGGCGGAGAUGGGGUGCCGAGAUUCCGGGAGGCCCCGCAGUUCUACAACUCCCCGGGCUGCCCUCCGCCGCUCCCACCCUCCUCCGCCGCGUCCUGCUCGCCGUCGGCGAUGGUCCACGUCGCCAUGACCCUCGACAUCGCCUACCUCCGCGGCUCCAUGGCCGCGAUCCACUCCGUCCUCCAGCACACCUCCUGCCCCCAAUCCAUCCAGUUCCACUUUGUCGCUUCCUCGGCGAUCGAUUACCUCAACACCACCAUCUCCAACUCCUUCCCCUCCCUCUCCUUCCGGAUCUACCCCUUCGACGACUCCCUCGUCUCGGGUCUCAUCUCGACGUCGAUCCGCCAAGCGUUGGAUCGCCCGCUCAACUACGCGCGGUCGUACCUCGCGCGAUUGCUCCCCGACUGCGCCCGCCGCGUGGUAUACCUCGACUCCGACCUCGUCCUCGUCGACGACAUCGCCGCCCUCGCCUCCACCCCGCUCCCCGACGGCAUCGCCCUCGCGGCCCCCGAGUACUGCAACGCGAAUUUUACCUCGUACUUUACCCCUUCUUUUUGGUCCAAUCCUGCGCUCUCCAUGGCAUUCGAAGGGCGAAAAGCGUGCUAUUUCAACACCGGCGUCAUGGUGAUGGAUCUGGAGAAGUGGAGGGAGGAGGCGUACACAGAGAGGAUCGAGGAGUGGAUGGAGCUCCAGAAGCGGAUGCGGAUCUACGAGCUGGGGUCACUGCCGCCGUUCCUGCUGGUGUUUGCGGGUCGGAUCGCGGCGGUGGAGCACCGCUGGAACCAGCACGGCCUCGGAGGGGACAACUACCGGGGUUUGUGCCGGGAUCUCCACCCGGGUCCGGUAAGCCUCCUCCAUUGGAGCGGCAAGGGGAAGCCGUGGGCGAGGCUCGACGCCGGGCGGCCUUGCCCGCUCGAUGCUCUCUGGGCUCCCUACGAUCUCCUCCAGACUCCGUUCUCCAUCGAGGACUCCUGAAGCGGCUCCUCCUACACGACCCGAAUCCGCUCCACUACAUCCGAAUCCGAUAUAUAUAUAUAUAUAUUUUUUAAUUACUUCAAAAGGAAGAGAAUUUUCGGUUAUUUGAAGUGUAUAUGAUGAUAGCCGGAGCCUAGGUCAUAUUCAUGUUAAUUAAUAUUUUAGGAAGCCAAAAUAUAUAAAUGAAAAAGGAGAGAUGUUGUACAUUUGUCAUGAAAAUAUAUUACUACAUCUGGUAUUUUUUUUUUUCUUGCUUUGUUUCUCUUGUUGACAUUUGGUCAGCAAUCAUUUAAUGUUAUGUCAUGCAGCGCAUUUAUACGCUUUUAUAACGAUGUGGGUGUAAA